Messenger RNA from Colletotrichum chrysophilum, 1548 nucleotides. RefSeq lists its product as uncharacterized. The transcript has 4 exons. Gene Ontology annotation, cellular component: endoplasmic reticulum membrane. The record is from RefSeq and is a predicted model, not a curated record. Gene Ontology annotation, biological process: triglyceride biosynthetic process. Lineage: Eukaryota; Fungi; Ascomycota; Sordariomycetes; Glomerellales; Glomerellaceae. The coding region runs from base 1 to 1548 and encodes 515 amino acids. Gene Ontology annotation, molecular function: diacylglycerol O-acyltransferase activity.
AUGAACACGGCCACCGUGACGAGCGUCGAGAGCUCAACCAUGACCACCACUCUGCGUAACACGAGCAAUGGCAGACCCGAGCCGAAGUCCGCCAAGUCGUCCGUCUCCGCCUCCGCUUCCGACAACCAGCGCUCGACCGAGGAGCUGAGGAGAGCGGUCCAACGGAAAUACAGACACGUUGCCGCCGUUCACAAGAGCGUUCGCCCUUCCACCCUGAGCCAUGACUCCAACGCCGCCCCUAGCUUCCUAGGCUUCAGGAACUUAAUGGUAAUCGUACUAAUUGUCGGCAAUCUUCGUCUGAUGAUUGAGAACAUCCAAAAAUAUGGGGUAUUGAUCUGUAUUGGAUGCCACGACUUCCGUAGACAAGAUGUGCUUCUUGGCCUGGGCCUCUACGCCCUCAUCCCUUGCCAUCUGUUCGCCGCCUACCUCAUCGAACUGGCCGCUGCUCAACAGGCUAGGGGUCUGAGGGCCAAGUCGAAGGACGGCGCCGCUAGCCCAACGGAAGACCAACGAUCUCGGUUCAACGCAACAUGGAAGGUCAUUGCCUGGAUCCACGCCGUGAACAUCACUCUCGCCCUGGCCAUCACGACAUACAUGGUGUACUUCCACAUCCACCACCCCUUGAUCGGCACCCUGACCGAGCUUCAUGCCAUCAUCGUGUGGCUCAAGACGGCCUCGUACGCCUUCACGAACCGAGACCUUCGACAUGCCUUCCUGCACCCCGUCAAGGGCGAGCUGGCAGCCAUGCCCGAAAUCUACGCAAAGUGCCCCUAUCCGAACAACAUCACGAUGGGCAACUUGGGCUACUUCUGGUGGGCGCCCACGCUCGUUUACCAGCCUGCGUACCCGAGAACCGAGAAGAUCAGAUGGGUGUUUGUCGGCAAGCGCAUGGCGGAGGUCUUUGGCUUGAGCGUCUUCAUCUGGUUCGCCAGCGCCCAGUACGCUGCCCCGGUUCUGAUCAACUCCCUGGACAAGAUCGCAUCGUUGGAUGUGCCCAAGAUUCUGGAGCGACUGAUGAAGCUCUCCACCAUCUCCCUGGUCAUCUGGCUCGCCGGCUUCUUCGCCCUCUUCCAGUCAUUCCUUAACGCCCUCGCCGAAGUCACCCGCUUUGGCGACCGUUGCUUCUACGAGGACUGGUGGAACAGUGAGAGUCUGGGUGCUUACUGGCGUCUGUGGAACAAGCCCGUAUACACGUACUUCAAGCGUCACGUCUACUCUCCCUUGAUCGGCCGUGGCUGGAGUCCCAGGGCGGCUCAACUCGCUGUUUUCUUUGCUUCGGCGGUGCUUCACGAGGUUCUUGUCGGUAUUCCGACCCACAACGUCAUUGGCGUCGCCUUUGCCGGCAUGUUCCUCCAACUCCCUCUCAUCGCCCUCACCACCCCGUUAGAAAAGAUGCAAUCGCCCACGGGCAAGAUGAUCGGCAAUUGCAUCUUCUGGGUUUCUUUCACUAUUCUCGGACAGCCGUUCGCCGCGCUCAUGUACUUUUACGCCUGGCAGGCCAAGUACGGCAGCGUGAGUAGACAGAUGGCCUGCGCGAGAAGUUCUUAG